Ordospora colligata OC4 is the source of this 225-nucleotide messenger RNA. RefSeq lists its product as uncharacterized. Bases 1 to 225 code for a protein of 74 amino acids. Gene Ontology annotation, biological process: protein secretion; intracellular transport. Lineage: Eukaryota; Fungi; Microsporidia; Ordosporidae. The record is from RefSeq and is a predicted model, not a curated record. The transcript has a single exon.
AUGUCUGCGCUCUUCAACAUAGAUGCAUUGGUAAGAGUGCUUGUUCUCGCAGUAUGCACAAUAACUUAUGCAAAGCAGCACUUCCCUUCGUUGGUUUCAAAAGAUAAAAAGGGCAUUUACACUGUACUUCGCAAGUUUUCUGUUGUUGGAGAAAGACUUUCUCCUUUUGUUGCUUUCUCAUGCAUGGUUAUUGGAUUUGGAAAACUUCUUUCCAUUUUUUUCUAA